AUGGUACAACAUUUUGCUGGAGGUCUGGCUGACACAGCCUUGUCUUCUCCAGAUGAUCUGCCUAACGUCAACUGCUAUGAUUCUUCAUCAGGAGCCAGUAACAUCCAGAGCUCAGAUGUUCCUGCAGAAGAAGAUGGGGUUCUGCAUGCGUGCUGUGGCUCAAAGCUUCUACUGCUGGACUCCAAACUCCUCAACACUACAGCUCUCAAACUCACGCCAUCGUCCUCCCCAGACGUCUUCUCAAAUGCCCCAUUCCCUGGAUGUGGACAAGACGGUAGGGACAUCUUCACCGGUGCUCCAUUUCCUCAACUUCAAGGAGCCCAUCCACAGCCUGACGUCUUCCUCCAGGCCCCAUUCUACAGAAGGAAUGAUCUGUCUGGACCGCAACAUCUAACGAGGUGCACGAAUGGCAAUGAGCCCAUUCUGCCCCAUACACCCGUGCACAGUCAAAUCCGGUUUCCUCAUUGCGUCGAGGCUCCGAUGCCCCAGCAACCCAUUGCCGCCCACCGCGUGGUCUCCAGUGUGGGCCAGCAGGCGGCCGUGAGCUCAGUCCCCGUUGGGCCACUUCACUCCUGGACGGUAGGUGUUCGAGCAGUGAUAGACCCCUUCCAGGCAGCCCCCUUCCAACCACGGGGCCCAUUGGGAAAGCCUUAAUGUUUGAGAAUGUUGUGCCGUCCCAGUGCUGGUUAUAUCUGUGGUGGAAGCAAAUCUAGCGUAGUCUAUCAUGAAACGACUACCUCAGUCCUCUUGACGCCAUCUGGCGGCACCGCAGCACUUUAGCUCACCUUCACUACGAUGUUCUUCCUCUGUGCAUCGCUCCACCAGGCAUGAAGAGAGCGAUUUCAUCUUUUGUUUGAUAUAAUGGUCUAUAAUCUACGUAUAUUCAUCCAAUUUCUUUUUGCAAUGGUUUAUACAUUAUAAGCUUUUUUUAUAUCAUACAUAGUAUUAAAAAAGUAAAAUGUGAAAAUGAAGGAAGUUUGUUGCGCUCGGUUUACUAGUUUACAGGGAGCAGCUGAUGGAACUAUUCAAAGGUUUUUAGGCUUUUUGAAGUACUAACUACCUUUCUGAGUCUCAAAGCUGGAAGAAUUUCCAGAACCUGGUGACAGAAUUGUUGAGGCCUUAUGACAGGUAAAAAUAGCUGGAGAAUCACGUUUCUUUGCUGUUCUUGUUAAACCCAAGGUACUGUAGGCGUCCUGGAAUGGACUGUAAGUAACUGACGGUCACAUCCACACCAUCUAAUGCAGUGAACUCAUUGAAGCACUUUUACGAUCUGUAAUUGUGGAUAUUGUAGUUUUGCUAUUUAUCUGCUGUAUAUUCACUGUGUAUUACUUCUAUGAUAAAUCAUUUCUGUUAAAA
Molecule: messenger RNA, 1356 nt
Organism: Sinocyclocheilus rhinocerous
Lineage: Eukaryota; Metazoa; Chordata; Actinopteri; Cypriniformes; Cyprinidae
Exons: 2
Coding region: 1-654 (217 amino acids)
Source: RefSeq, a predicted model, not a curated record